Messenger RNA from Teleopsis dalmanni, 1366 nucleotides. It is a transcript of the gene Stoml2, whose product is annotated as stomatin-like protein 2, mitochondrial. Bases 83 to 1174 code for a protein of 363 amino acids. Lineage: Eukaryota; Metazoa; Arthropoda; Insecta; Diptera; Diopsidae. Gene Ontology annotation, cellular component: membrane. The transcript has 2 exons. The record is from RefSeq and is a predicted model, not a curated record.
UUAUUGGAAUCUGUGUAAAGUGCUUUGUUUCAUGUGCAGCUUUAAGCAGCAGUUUUUUACAUAAAUUAUUGGACAAGUCAAUAUGUUACGCACAUUCGCUGGAAAUAAACGAUUCACCGAAAAAAUUGGUGUGCUGUUGAGUCGUCAACACACAACACACCACACAAGAGCACGAUCUUCCACGCCAAUAAACACCAUCGUUAUGUUUGUGCCACAGCAAGAGGCAUGGAUUGUUGAACGUAUGGGACGAUUUCAUAGAAUAAUGGAUCCUGGCCUUAACAUUUUAGUUCCUCUUAUCGAUAAAAUAAAAUAUGUGCAAAGUCUGAAAGAAAUAGCAAUAGACGUACCAAAACAAAGCGCCAUUACAUCAGACAAUGUAACUUUAAGCAUAGAUGGUGUACUCUAUUUGCGUAUCAUAGAUCCUUACCGAGCUUCGUAUGGUGUUGAAGAUCCAGAAUUUGCUAUAACACAACUCGCACAAACCACUAUGCGUUCCGAAUUGGGUAAAAUGUCACUAGAUAAAGUUUUCCGAGAAAGAGAGUCGCUGAAUAUUAGCAUUGUGGACUCCAUCAAUAAAGCUAGUGAAGCAUGGGGUAUUGCUUGUUUACGUUAUGAAAUCCGUGAUAUACGUUUGCCAACACGAGUACAUGAAGCAAUGCAAAUGCAAGUCGAGGCGGAAAGGCGUAAACGUGCUGCUAUUUUAGAGUCUGAAGGUGCACGUGAAGCUGAUAUCAAUAUAGCUGAGGGUAAAAGAAAGGCAAGAAUCUUAGCAUCUGAAGCAGAACGUCAGGAGCAUAUUAACAAAGCUAGUGGUGAAGCUGCUGCAAUGUUAGCUGUGGCCGAUGCUAGAGCUCGUGGCUUACAAAUUAUUGCUAAAUCCUUAGCGGAUAUGGAUGGAAAGAAUGCCGCGUCACUAACAUUGGCCGAGCAGUAUAUCACAGCAUUUAAAAAUUUAGCCAAAACCAGCAAUACUUUAAUACUUCCAUCAAAUCCAGGAGAUGUAUCAUCAAUGGUAGCUCAAGCACUUAGCGUGUAUAACACAGUUGGGCAAGCAAGUUAUCUAGGCAGCGCUCCUGGCGUUCCACUUUCAAAAUCCAAGACUAUCAACACCAAAACGAAAGUAUGUACACCAGAUAAGCUUGAAAAUAUCGUUUCAAAAAUGGAUAUUGAAUAAAAUUAUGUGGAAGCUUUCGGAUUUAAGGAAUUUAUUCUAGUGGAAUACAAACAGAAAGUGCGUUUCUGGAUUGCCAGUUUAAUUUUGUUUUGGAACUUUAAUGUAAAUAUUGUACAAUUAAGUAAAAGUAAAAGUUUCUGUAAUUGUUUGAAUAUAAAGAAAGGAAAUAAAUGAAAGAAUUCUUAAAUACAG